Molecule: messenger RNA, 1939 nt
Organism: Pelobates cultripes (western spadefoot toad)
Lineage: Eukaryota; Metazoa; Chordata; Amphibia; Anura; Pelobatidae
Source: the annotation of a GenBank genome assembly
AUGGCAGCAUUAAUAAUUUAUCAGCUUCCCGCACAGCAGGAUGGAUGUGAAUCUAUAAUUUGUAAUCAGUGUACAAAGGUAAGGACCUCUUCCACCAUGCAUUCGCACUGGCGCCCGCUUGUUGCGGUACGUCAGAGGUGGUAGAGCCGUGACCCAGCACCGAGGGACAUCGGCACUGGGGUUAGGUAAGUAAAAAAAUGGUUUUCGAGUUUUAUUCAUGAACUGGAUUCCAUCAGUAUUAUGAUACAUACAGAAAGUAAUAAUAGAUUAGCCAUUUACCAAAACUUGAAUUCCCUUUAUAUAACUAUCUACCCCCAGAGCAUGACUUCCAGACACCCGACUGCAACAGCUUAAUGUACCUGUAAUUUUCUUUGGCUGUGAGGUUCAUAUCAAACAGAAACACCAAGUGCUGUGUGUAUAUACAUAUGUCAUCUGAAAUAAUAAACCCCUCACUAUGAAAUGUAAUGGCACAAAAUACAAUCUGAAUACAGAUAUUGCAAAUAAGAAAUUCCUUUCAUGGGAGAAAGCUGCUCUAAACCUUAUCCUAUUCUAUCUGAGAUACAGCUAGGCCACGUUACAGAAGAUUCUAAACCAGUUAUCAAUUAUUCUAUUUUUUAGAAUAAAAUUCAGUUUUUGGCCAGUGCAGGUUCUAAGAUAUUUUUAGAAGAACGUGCUAUUGCUGGAAUAAAGGAGGAAUUCUAUAAUUAAAGGGGAGAUUAUAUUUUUUUGACAAUAUAAUUGGCUAUCUAAAAUGGAGAGAAGCUUCUCUACAUAUAUUGUCUUGUGACUUUGCAGGUGGUAUAACAGUUACUCAGUCCCCUCCCAAAUAAAUAAAUUAAACAUAGUAAACUCUUCUGUGUGGAACAGUGAUGGCUAAAUAACUGCAUAGGUUCGGGAACUAUGUUUCUCAUGGUGCACAUCCAAACUCAGUGGUUGAGUGACGUUGCCCCCUGCUGUCAUCUCUUGGGUAUUACAUGUAUUGCAAUUGAGAGCUGUCCAUGGUACUGACGGUGAAUGCAGCAAUUCUAACACAGGCUUCUCUGUACUAAACGCUGAGACUUUUCAUUCAGCCUCCGUUUAUCUCCAAUACAUGUAGUUCUACAGACUAAGCUUCCUACUGGGUUUUAACCCCUGCAGGUUGGAUGAUUUGUUAAGGCUGAUGCCUUAAAUUUGUCUAACCCUGGCCCAAAUUAUUUAUAGUCAUUCUGUUAUAUUUUCUGCACAAUAAUUAAAACAAUGCAUAUUUGGUUUGUUUUCAUUACAUUUUAUGAUAUUACUUUUUUUAGGCAAGGCAUUCUGGGAGCAAUCUCUUAAUAUUUGCACAUAUUAGUUACGUAGGAAUGAAAACUUCACUGGAAAGUUCUUUAAACUCUGCAGGAAAAACAAUUAGGAGUAAUGAGGGUCUACAGGGGACAUUAAGCAUGAUGUCUCUCCGUGGGACUUUGGAAAUGAGAAGGCUCUGCAAGGAGCCGAAGGAAUUAGAAGGUUGUGCAGUAAGCAAGAGGUGUCCCAAGGCCCUGAAGUGACCUGGUAUAUAUUUUAUUACUUCUCUCCUCCCCAUGUUGGGAAUUGGCACUCUUUCCUUCCACCUUUCCAGUGUUAAUUUUACCCUAUUCCUCUUUUGUUUGUUUGGUCUAAUAACUUACAUUCUACACUUUCCCUUACAAUGCUUUGGGCUGUUCUCUCCUCUUCUAUGCAUGGGUCUGUACUCUCUUCUCCCAUGUCUAGUCUCUUUCCCUCCUAUUGUCUGCUCUACUGUGUGUAGAUUCAGUAUCUGCCUCCCUUCAUUCUUCCAAUCCUAUUGUCUCCUGUGUGUGUGGCUCCAGUAUCUUCCCAUCUCAGCCCUGCUCUGUCUGGAUCUAGCUUCCUCUCCUCUCUCUUGCCUCGGAUUGGUUCCCCUCUUCUCCUGUGUCUCAUUCUUGUCACUCUCCUCUCAUGA